CGUCGGUCUGACCGACGCUGAUAGUGCCGCUGCUUGCUCUGGAUAUGCACGAUCUCGAACUGCCCAAAAUCUGUCAACAACCGAGCCCUUCAUCAUGGGCAUGGAAACAAAACACAGGUCACAGAGCGGACAGGAAACAGAAGCAGGGAAGCCCGUCCGGAGUCCGAACACCAAAAGCAGACACCGAAAGCAGCGGUCUCACCUCAGCCAGCGCACGAGGCAGAGUCAAAAUGAUCUGACCCAUCUGAAACUACUGUCAAGUCAGCCGAAGCCUCCUGAAUUGCGAAGAAAGCCUUGUGGUAACACACCUCGACCACAUAGUUCUCUUCUCCGAACAGCCUCGUGAGCUCCACGUUGAGGGCUCCAAGGUCAUUGUAGCGCAAGUGAAUCACUUGCUGGACAGUCAUUGCGUUUUAGUGGCUGAAGGCCGAACUCCAAAAGCCAUCGAAGACCUCGACUCGCAACUCUGGAGGUUAUCCGACACCGCAAAACAAGUCAUGGACGAACCGGCGCUGCAGAUAAAGCCGAUACAUGAUGAGCUGGAAGAGAUAUACGAUAUUGCUCUGGAGCUCGAGGCGACCGUCGAGAAGAUGAGAAAGCUGCAGACGAGGAGUCGUGCCUUUCAGAUCGUACACGCACUGGUCUUGGGACAACGGGACGAGUCUGAGGUCCGAGAUGUCGUCGGCCGCCUCCGAGACGCGCAAGAUACACUAGGCUACCGCAUCAGCGUGGCACACGUCGGGUCCACGACCGGCGUGGCUAGGUGGUCAACAGAAUCGAGGCGGGAGUUGAGAGCAUACGGAAAGACAUCGAGAGCCAAGAAGAUAUUCCGCAGCUCGAAAUCAACAACAACAUUGCAGAGGGGGCCAAACAAGAGAACUCAAUCGAAGUCUGGGAAGGCCUGGGUUUGCCGACGGCAUGGAUCAAGGACAACCAGGCGUGGAAUGGAAGUUGGCAGAGGAACGUCAUCUCCAUUGGAGGCAAAGCAGUUCGCUGUGCCGGCUGAGCUGCAAGCUACCUGUGUACGGUGUGCAUCCUGCUCCAGGCCGGGCCGGCUACGCCAUGAAUACACCCGUGCGCAACACACUCCGCCUUCCCUACUGCGCGACCGCACACGGCCAUGUAGCGGUCCUAUCGGUGGGGGCUGUCUUGAGUGGGUCUGGAGUAUCAUGCUUGCAUUCUCUGUACGUAUUGUUAGUAGAUGUUUAGCAUGUAAGUAGAUAUGACUUUAACCCUCCUGCAGGUGAGAGUAUAUUCCACACACCGGCUUUCUGGUUACUACGGUUCUUACCAAUCUCGUCAGUCU
This is a messenger RNA of Chaetomium strumarium, 1306 nucleotides long. RefSeq lists its product as uncharacterized. Lineage: Eukaryota; Fungi; Ascomycota; Sordariomycetes; Sordariales; Chaetomiaceae. The record is from RefSeq and is a predicted model, not a curated record. The transcript is spliced from 2 exons. The coding region runs from base 498 to 1220 and encodes 240 amino acids.